UGAAAACCAAUUCUGAAAAAUCCAUUCUACUUUUGCUUCCAAGAAUCAAUUCCAAAACAUCCUCACAUAGUCCACAUGUUCUUGAUCUGCAUCUUUGUCCACCCAUUAUUAUCAUCAUCAUCAUCAAAGACAGAUAUACUGUCCCAAAAAAACAUUAGGAGAUACAUACUCCGUAAUCAGUAACUCACCCUAUCUCCUAGUAGCCCACUCCCAUGGCGUCCGAAUCGUAUAGCAAGAGCCGGCAGCAGCAGCUUCACUUCAUCUUGUUUCCUCUAAUGGCUCCUGGCCAUAUGAUCCCAAUGGUAGACAUCGCCAAGCUACUAGCCCAGCGUUGCGGCGGCGCCGUCACCAUCUUAACCACCCCCGUCAACGCCAACCGCUUCCGAUCAACCCUGUCUCGUGCCGUAAGUUCCGGCCUGAAAAUCCAAGUACUCGAGCUCAGAUUCCCCACCUCAGAAUCAGGGUUGCCUGAAGGGUGCGAGAAUAUCGACCUGCUUCCUUCCCUGGACAUGGCGCCUAAAUUCUUGGCGGCCAUCAACUCGCUCCGGCAAGAGGCGGAACAGGUGCUGGAACGGCUUGAUCCGCCGCCGAAUUGCCUCAUUUCAGACAUGGGGCUGCCGUGGACGGCGGAGAUCGCUCUGGGUCUCAACAUCCCCCGCCUUGUUUUCCAUGGAACGUGCUGCUUCUCCCUCCUAUGCAAUCACAGAAUAAUGGAAUCCAAGAUUCUUGACAGUUUGGAGUCCGAUUCGGACCGAUUCGUCGUCCCUGAUGUGCCCGACAUGGUUGAGCUCACGAAAGCUCAGGUCUCGAGCUCUUCGAAGAAGACUCCUCACGGCACUCCAAAUUACGCUCUAAUGGAAGAAUUCAAGAAGAAAUUUCUGGCCGCCGAGAAGGCAACAUACGGCGUGGUCGUCAACAGCUUCGAGGAAUUGGAACCCGAAUAUGCCAGAGAGUAUCGCAAGGAGAAACAGGGGAAAGUAUGGUGCAUCGGCCCUGUUUCCUUAUACAGCUCGGCGGACGACAAAGACCACGCCGCCGUGAGAGGCGACGAGACCGCCGCGACUAACCAAGACUGCCUCAAGUGGCUGGAAUCCCACGAGCCAGAAUCUGUAGUGUACGCAAGCCUGGGAAGCUUGGCUAGGCCAAAUGUCGAACAGAUGGCGGACAUGGGCCAGGGAUUGGAAUCAACGGGGAGACCCUUCAUCUGGGUGCUGGGAAGAGGCCGCAAUCUGAGCCGCAUAGAGGAAUGGAUUGCCACGACCGGGUUCGAGGAAAGGAACAAAGAGAAGGGGAUGGUGGUUCGCGGGUGGGCUCCUCAGAUCCCGAUCCUCUCCCACCCAUCGGUCGGCGGGUUCUUGACCCACUGCGGGUGGAACUCAGUGCUGGAAGGGAUCGCCGCCGGCGUGCCAAUGGCAACGUGGCCGCUCUUCGCCGAGCAAUUCUGUAACGAGAAACUGGUGGUGCAGGUUUUGGGGGUGGGGGUGAGCGUGGGGGCGGAGGUGCCGGUCAAGUGGGGAGAAGAAGAAGAGGUUGAAGUUUUGGUGAAGAAGGAUGACAUAAAGAGAGCAGUGGAGAAAGUAAUGGGAGAGGAAGGGAAAGAGAUGAGGAGGAAGGCGAGGGAGGCGGGUGAACUGGCUCGCAUGGCGAUCCAGGAGUCUGGUGGUUCUUCUGCUCUCAACUUGGCCUCCUUAAUCCAAGAGAUGUCAAGUAUAAAUAUGUGAUUGUGAUGAAGAUGAUGGGGAGGGAUCAUCUUAGAAAAUAUAGAAGUGUGCUUUUAGGAUUCGGAGUCUCUGCUUUAGAGCUCGGCUUGUUCGUUGCUGCAAGCCUGCAAGGGACAUCUGCCGCACGGCCGAGGAUCUGAAUUCGCGCUUUUAAGGGAGUACCUUCACCUUGGUGCAAUUUAGUGGCAUAUCAAUUUCGGUUCGAUUUUUAUUCCGUUCUGUUCGAUGUGAAUAUAAUUAUUAUCAAAUAAAGGAAUAAAAUGUUUUGAUUUGGCUUUAGUUGGUUAUGUUUAGUUUGGUUCAAUUUACAAAGUUCGAAUUAGACAUUAAGCUUUUAAGUAGACCAAAUUAACACACAAUCCACUUAUUUCGACUAUAUUUGGCCACCCACUUGAAACUCCCUUAAACCCCAUGGUUAACCGUCCACGCUCCAAUAGAUUUGAAUCGUCCCAUGGUUAAAAUUUGUUCGGAUUUGUCAUUGUUUAGAUUUUAUUUAAUACGAUUUGAAAGAAAUGCUAAAGAACUCAAAUCAAAUUGUAUAUGAUUCGAUUUUGAUUCGAUUCACUUUGGCAUGGUUCGAUUCAAUGAAAUUGAAAUCAAUAUAUUCACCCCAAUAGAUUGUUUUACAAAGACUCAAUAUAGGUAUUGUUAUUGCUUUUUAAUGAUAUUCUUCAUCACAUAUCAGGUAACACGCUCAGCACCGGCAUGAGUAGCUCAACUGGUAAAACGGUGGAAUUGUGGGAAAGUUGGAAAAUGAUCAAGGAUCAAAAUCCUUGAUCAUUUGCUGGAUUAGGCCAUUCUUGCACGUGGAUAUAAGGUCUACCACCGUUAAGAUUGAUUGAGUCAUCAUGAUUUACAUCCUCUCACAUACCGGGCCAGUGGAGCCCUAAUAACUGAAUUACUGAAAGAUGCAUCUUCAGAAACUAGUGGGUUUGAUGAGCAAGCUAAAGGCAACAACCGCAAAUAGCAAAUCCAUCUAUAUAUGCUCACCGUAUUUCAAUCUUCAUUUACUGAGCGUUUGAAACAAAUAUACUAUUAUGAUUGCCCGUACUCUGAGAGAUAAUAUGCAAUGAAUUCUGGUUAGCUAGUAUAGUAAAUUAAGGGGCUUAAGAUGUUCAUAAUUUUUUUGGUGCUAAAUUGGUUGGUUUUCCACACAAAAGUCUGACCAAAAGUGUUCAUUUGAAAUUGAUUUUGUUUUUUUCUUUGUUUGAUCUGUGAAGUAAGGUGCUGCUUCCCAAAAUUGAUGUAAGAAUAAACAAUGUUCAUUUUGUGCAUGUUUUGGCUAUACUAACUCAUAUGUUUUUAGUUUUAGCAUGUCACUUACUCCAUUUCCCCCCUAGUUUCAUACUUUCAUAGCAUCUUUUUCCUACAAAGUUUAGUAGAUUUUUUGUCCAUUUGGUUGGCAUGUUAUAUCUGUGUCCCAUGGAGAUAAUAUAUGCAUUUUAGGGUUGCUUUAAGGCAUUUUUUUCAGCAUUCCGCGCAGGUCACUUUUGCACAUUUUUCUUUACGUAAUAGGUGUUUUUCAUACAUAUUUGAGCACAUAUAAAGUUAGGGGUGGGAUUUUGGAACCGGGAAUCGUAGAACCGAUUGGAACCGAACCGUUAACAACAUCUAGGAACCGAACCGUUAACAAUUAAUGCCUCAUUUGUAGGAACCGAACCGAAGCGGGUUAUAACGGUUCGGUUCCCGGUUCGUAUAAAAAAUAUGUGCAUGGAACCGUUAAGGAACCGUUAUUAAAAAAUAUAAAAAAUAAAAUAGUAGUAGUAGUAGUAGUAGUAGUAGUAGUAACAAUAACGAUAAUAAUAUAAUAGUAAUAAUAACCACCACCACAACAACAAUAAUAAAACAAUAUAAGACAUUUAACUAACAAUUCUAAUUUAAUCAAUAGAAAAGAAGUAAUAAAUAUUGUACGUGCGGUUGAUAUAAUACAUUAAACUCCUUUCUACAAAUCAAGUUUUGUUCCAUCACAUAAAUUUUAUAAAUAUAACAUAACCCAAAUAACUUGUAGUUGAUUGCACAUAUUUUACUUUACUAUUUUCAUGAUAUUUCUAAUUAUUAGAUUUAUUAUGAAUCAAUAGAAUGUAAUAAUGUUUUUUUAUAUCUAUACAUGCAAACUCAAUGUUUUUUUUUAAUGUUUUGAACGACUUGAAGUAUGCGUCCUAUUCUUGCUACUAUGAUGACGAUUAACCUUCAUCGCUCCGACACUACAAUGAUUUUUAAUGUUUCAUUUAUUACAUGAAAAUCUAAAUCACUUUUUUUCUAUUAAGUGUUCAAAGUUCAUUAGUUAAGUUUGAGCUUUGAUGUAUGAAGUGAUUAGAGCUUCAAAUAAAAUUUUAAUACUCGUGUUUUGAAUUUUCGACGUGUUUAAAAUUAUGUGUUAAUUCUUAGACGUGAAAAAAUUAUUAUAGGAACCGGUAAAUGGAAGAACCGAACCGUUUACUACCGGUUCGGUUCCAUAACGGUUCUUGAUUUUUUAUAUAGGAACCGAACCGAUUUCAUUAGUUAAAACUUUUAUAACGGUUCCACUCAUUUUGAGUAAGAACCGAACCGGUCCCAGCCCUAUAUAAAGUUGAACUCUUUACUACAUUUGAUAAAUUUUAAGUUAAAUUUGAUUUAAAUUUUAAUAGGUGUAAUCAGAUUUGAUUCUCAUGCACAACAUCGAUGAUUUUUCAUUGAAUGGGAUAAUGACACUAUAAUCAACAAUGAAGCAAGAGCAAGCUAAAGAUAUUGGAUAAGAAGUGCAGGGGCACAAUGUGGUAUGCAAAGUCUACAACACAUGACGACUUUGUGGGAUGGCAUCACUAAUGGACUACUAGGAAAUGUUUAAGUUCAAAUGUUGUUUUCGCAAAACUCUUGACUUAUUCUUAUCACGUAAUGUGAAAAUUUUAUUUAAGUAAUUCAUACCAUUAUUAUUUUUAGGCAUGUGAAAUUAUCUUUCAGAACAAAGAAAGUAAACAAUAAUGUACAUUCUGCAUUUAUUCCAGGCAAAAGGGUUAUUUGGUCAUUUGACAUGAUUCAGACUUCUCA
Cuscuta epithymum is the source of this 4748-nucleotide messenger RNA. The record is from the annotation of a GenBank genome assembly. NCBI's taxonomy places the organism in Eukaryota, Viridiplantae, Streptophyta, Magnoliopsida, Solanales, Convolvulaceae.